AUGCCGACCUGGAAUCCCGAGGUCGAUCCGGACAAUCGGGUCAUAUUCCCGCCGCAGGGACUUCCUCUCGCCGUAAUCGUCAAUGUCGCCAUCUUCGUGGUCAUCUCGACAGCUGCAAUAGCAGUCCGGGUGUUUGUCCGCGCGAAGGACAAGGUUUUUGGCUGGGAUGAUGGGAUCAUGGUUCUUGGUGGUGUCGGCUUCAUUGGCGCUUCGAUACUAGCCAUCUGGGCUGAACUUGUGGGCAUCGGCACGUUCGACAUCUAUCUCAACCAGUGGCAAUGGGAGCAAGCCAAGAAGGUCGAUGUAGCGUGGCUGCUCGUGUACUGUGUCCCGAUGACACUCGUGAAAGCCUCGAUCUGCCUAACGCUUCGCCGAGUGGUCGGGACCAAGCGGAACCUGCGAGUUACCAUCACAGUGCUCCUGGGCGUUCUCUCAGUCUCCUUUUUCGCGGCUGUAUUCGGUACAGUCUUUCAGUGCCGACCGUUUGAAGCCCACUGGAAUCUGGAACUCGUGGAAACUGGAGAAGGCAAAUGCGCUGCGGAGGCUGUAUUCGUCGUUCUGGGCUUCAUUGCAAGCUUUGCCACGAUUGGAGUCGACGCCGCACUCGUCGUGAUUCCAGCCAUGGUUUUGUGGAAGACGAACAUGCACCGCAGUGCGAAGCUGCAGGUCUUUGGCAUGCUAUCAGUGGGCUCAACGGCCUCUAUCAUAACCAUCAUUCGAAUUCCCUAUGUGAAACGGUACAACCAGCCGAACGACUCACACUACUACAUGGCCAUUGUAGUACUGUGUAGCCACAUAGAGAUCGGGGUCGGCGUACUCGCAUCAUCGUUUCCAUCGAUACGGCGGUUGUAUCUGACAUUGCGGAACGAAGGGUCCUACGCAUCUGGUGCCAACGAGGCGUCGGCCAAGAGCGGCCCAGAUGAUGGACUGGUGACAUUUGGCGGAAGCAAUAAGCCCAAAAGCAGGAGUCGAAAAGGAGCUGGUGUCUCGCACGAGCGCUUCCGGAACCCAACAGACCUGGGCAUAAGCUUGACGACAGUACAGGGGCGGCAGAACAGUAACUGGACUCGCUUGCAGGACGGAGAUUCCGACAAGGAGACUAUUCUGCCAAAGGAUCAGGGCAUCAGGGCCGAAUAUACGUUUUCCGUUGAGGUAGACGCAACAACCGAUACGGACGCCAGUAGUUCGCGGCCACGGGCGGCAACUUAG
This is a messenger RNA of Microdochium trichocladiopsis, 1209 nucleotides long. RefSeq lists its product as uncharacterized. The coding region runs from base 1 to 1209 and encodes 402 amino acids. The transcript is spliced from 4 exons. Lineage: Eukaryota; Fungi; Ascomycota; Sordariomycetes; Xylariales; Microdochiaceae. The record is from RefSeq and is a predicted model, not a curated record.